Molecule: messenger RNA, 1168 nt
Organism: Tarenaya hassleriana
Lineage: Eukaryota; Viridiplantae; Streptophyta; Magnoliopsida; Brassicales; Cleomaceae
Exons: 8
Coding region: 54-896 (280 amino acids)
Source: RefSeq, a predicted model, not a curated record
ACUUUUUGGAACCCUAAGCUUGGAACUCUGAUUUCUCCUCUUUUUCGAAGCAGAUGAGCGCUUCUCCGGCGACUUCAUCAGCUGCGACGAGGCUGUGGAGACCGGCUGCUCACCGGAAUCUGAGGAACCAGUGGUCAAAGCUGUCGAAUUACCGGAAACAAUGGAUCGCCGCUUCUUCCGCCGGGAGAUCACACGCCACUUCGCUCGUCAACUCCUUCUUGUCCCUGAAGUAUAUACCCCACAUGGAACUUGGUGUACUGAGCGACAUGCUGAAUAUCAGAAAGAAAGCGUCGGAUAAGUUGUGUAAGCAACAAGAUUCCCAUAGGAGCAACCUUCUAUCAUCUUAUAAGGAAAUGGUGGGGAUCUUAGUUGAGUUGGUGAAUGCAAGUAGAUCCAUGAGAUGUUAUAUCAAGAUUAGCAGCAGUCCACUACUACAGUUUUCCAGCUCUCCAGAAGAUGCAAAUGAUGCUGGUGAUGGCGGCGACAUCCCCGUGUGUAAUUUCUGGACUGUCUCUACAUUCGAGCAGAUGGCCGAGGAGCUUGUGGAGAUGUUCAGACGUGAAGUUAUACUGAAGAGAUUGCUCGUACUGGAACUGGUGGCCUUAAGCACUGAAGUUCCACAGCCUGACAAGUUGAGCUGGUCAACUGAGCUUUACCAUGGAGAAUCCGAGGAUCUGGCCAAAUGUUGUCUGUACUCCACGGAAACACCCGGGCCAGUUCCCCCGUGUCUGAGGGACAAUGAAUCAGUUACUCCGACUCUAUCGCAUACUGCCCAGCCAACCGAGGAAACCUUGCAGAUUUACUUAACAACAUGGUUGACUGAAGUGAACAUUGACACACACAGGGUCGAUGAGAUACUUUCGUUAGCCGGGGAAGAAAUGCGAGUCACCCUUUAAGAAAACAUCUAGUGAUGUCAAUAUGGGUUGCCCAACCCAUUUGGGCCCAACCCAUUUGGGUUUUAAAAAUUAUAGGUUUGGGUUGGGUCAACCCAAUAAUAAUUGUUAUAUGGGUUGGGUUAACCCAUAAAACCCAUAACCACCUAAUUAACCCAUUUAAUUUUCUCACAAUAAACUUAUUAUCAUUUAAACAUAAUAAUCUUUGAGAUAUUUUUUUUAGUUCGUACACAUAUAUAUCGGAUUCUAUUUGAAAAUUAUACCGAUUUUUCGGA